Aspergillus ruber CBS 135680 is the source of this 956-nucleotide messenger RNA. It is a transcript of the gene rhbA, whose product is annotated as Rheb family small GTPase rhbA. Gene Ontology annotation, biological process: small GTPase-mediated signal transduction. The coding region runs from base 253 to 816 and encodes 187 amino acids. Lineage: Eukaryota; Fungi; Ascomycota; Eurotiomycetes; Eurotiales; Aspergillaceae. The transcript is spliced from 5 exons. Gene Ontology annotation, cellular component: plasma membrane. The record is from RefSeq and is a predicted model, not a curated record. Gene Ontology annotation, molecular function: GTPase activity; GTP binding; GDP binding.
GCAUAGUACAGAACGUCCAACUACUACAAUGAUUUGCCACCUUCGAAUCAACCUAUGAUCAAAGCACAUCCCAAGAAUGCACAUUUGUGACUAAUUCUGUUAAAGCUAUCAACUAUUCUUAUUACCAACUGCUCAUGCCUCUUGGACAGUGAUUUCCUUUUCUUGUGUGGCCUGGAAACUAAUUACAUUUAACUGAAGCAAAACCAUAUUAUCUUGUUCCAUCAAUAAAUCUUUAUUUUGAGGAGUGGCAAGAUGCCCACCGCGCCUAAGCAACGGAAAAUAGCAAUUGUUGGCAGUCGCUCUGUUGGUAAAUCUUCUCUCACAGUUCGCUUUGUCGAGCAUCAUUUUGUAGAAAGCUACUAUCCGACAAUUGAGAACACAUUCAGCCGAAUCAUUAAACAUAAUGGACAAGAUUUCGCAACUGAAAUCGUCGACACGGCUGGCCAAGAUGAAUACAGCAUCCUAAAUUCUAAGCACUUCAUUGGAAUUCACGGAUACAUCAUUGCCUAUUCAGUGGCUUCACGUCAAUCUUUUGAUAUGGUCCGAGUCAUUCGGGACAAGAUACUAAAUCAUCUUGGAGCAGACUACGUGCCUCUCGUGAUUGUCGGGAACAAAAGUGACCUUAAGACCGAACAGCGGCAGGUUUCUUUGGAUGAAGGCCGGCAAUUAGGGGAAGAAUUCCAAUGCGCGUUUACUGAAGCUAGCGCUCGCCUUGGCUACAACGUCGACAAGACCUUUGACCUAAUGGUCGGCGAAAUUGAAAAAUCACAGAACCCGUCGCAACCGGCAGGCGCCAACAAAUGCACUGUUAUGUGACAUCGAAUUCAAGAGGUAAAAAGCACUACGCGGUCCGAUAACAUGGGUUCAUGUCUUGUCAUAUAUGCCUCAACCACAAAAGGAUUCCCGUUGUGUUUCUGGGCUGUAUUCUUUCUCUAUCUUGUCUACCUUGAGCUAUC